CGCACUAACGCGUCAGUGGCGCGCGUGCAGUGUCUUGAAGCCCGACGCGCAGCCGCAGCCGCCACAACGACGACCGCGGCCUCCUCCCCGAGUCCGUCCGUCCCCACCUACUCGACGACCAGGACCAGAGUGAAGCAGAAGCCGUGAACAUGAGGCGAACGGCGCUCCUGAGGACGCGGCCCAUCGCCAUCGGUGCCCAGGCUCCGGCGGUGCGUUUCCGGUCUUCCAUGACGGCGACCGCGACUCCGACGCUUGCGACCGACGAGGAGGUGAAGCCCUUCUCCGAGGUCCCGGGGCCCAAGCCCCUGCCCGUGCUGGGCAACCUCUGGAGGUUCUUCCCCGGAGGCGACUUUGCCGGUGUCGCGCCCUACGACAUCCCCGACACGCUCGUCCGGCGUUACGGGCCUAUCGUCAAGCUGGAGGGGAUGCUGACUGACACCAAGCUGUUUGUGGCGGACCCAACAGCGGCGCAGCAGAUAUUUCGUACUGAGGGCCAGUGGCCGAUUCGAGAGGGAAUUUCCAGUAUUGACUACUACUACAAGAACUACAGGAAAAACCUGCAGUUCAGUCUGGGAACAGCAAAUGGAGAGGUGUGGCAAAAGUUUCGUUCAGCUGUCAAUCAAGUUGCUGUGCAACCGAGAAAUGUUAAAGUGUAUGUAGAACCGAUCAACGCGGUCGCUGAAGAAUUCAUUCAAAGGAUGAAAUCGAUAAGAGACGCUAAUCAGCAGAUGCCAGAUGACUUCACGACUGAGAUUAAGAAAUGGGCUGCCGAAUCGAUCACCUAUGUCGCCCUGGACACGCGGCUGGGGAUGCUGGAGAACAACAUCCACCCAGAUUCGGAUGCCGGCCGCCUCGUGGAGCUCGUGAAGAACACCUUUGACGCCAUGGCAAAGCUCGAGUUUGGGCUCUCCCCCUGGAAGUACAUCUCUACGCCAACCUGGAGACAGCUCAAGUCUUCCAUGGACACCUUCACGGAGAUGGCGACGAGGCACGUGAACGAGGUGGUGGACCGGCUCUCCAAACUGUCCGAGGAGGAGAUCGCCUCGCGCCAGUUCAGCGUCCUGGAGCGGCUGCUCGUCAACAGCCACGACUCGGACAAGGGCGUAGCGUUCGCGCUGGACAUGAUGCUGGCCGGCAUAGACACGACUGCGCACCAGACGUCUUCGUUGCUGUACUUCCUGGCCACCCACCCGGAGCAGCAAAGGGCGCUGCAGGCCGAGCUGGACCGCGAGUGGGAGGCGGGGCAGCCUCUGACGGCCAGCGUGCUCGAGAAGCUCAAGUACCUGCGCGCCUGUAUCAAGGAGGCCAUGCGCCUGCAGGCCGUCGUCACCGGCAUCCUGCGCACUGCCAACCAGGACGUUGUCCUCAACGGCUACCUCAUCCCCAAAGGAACCCACACCAUCGUGUGCACCAAGACGAUGUGCAGGGACGAGAGGCUGGUGCCCCGGGCUUCCGAGUACCUCCCCGAGCGCUGGCUGCCCGGCCAGGAGCAGCUCAAGCCCAGACACGCCUUCGUCAACAUCCCGUUCGGCUUCGGCCCCCGCAUGUGCGCGGGCAAGAGGUUCGCCGAUCUGGAGAUGGAGGUGUUGUGCGCCAGGCUGUUCCGCUCCCACAACCUGGAGUGGCACCACCCGGAACCACAGGUGGAGCAGAAACUCUUCGUCCAGUACUCCAGCCCGCUCAAGAUCACCAUGAAGGAGCGGUAGUCUCCAUCCAAAGCUCGUCGGAGAGGGUCGAGCGCGAUCACAUUGUGAUAAUGGAUGCCAACUAGGGUGACCUAGCCCAGCCUCACCCCUUUGCGUCCGGCUGCUGUGCACUGUGGCCUUAAAUGUGCCGAACAGAACAUUAGGUGAGCAGCAACGUGUUCACUGGUGUUCUUUGGUUACUGACAAAGCAAAGUAUUUUUAGUUUUAAGUGGAACGGAGGAGCUUGGGCCUUUGUAAAACGUAAUAAGCACCACUACGUAUUUAAUAUGACUGCCAUAGAUUUUUAAUGGUA
Frankliniella occidentalis (western flower thrips) is the source of this 1998-nucleotide messenger RNA. Its product is annotated as probable cytochrome P450 301a1, mitochondrial. Gene Ontology annotation, molecular function: oxidoreductase activity, acting on paired donors, with incorporation or reduction of molecular oxygen; heme binding; iron ion binding. The record is from RefSeq and is a predicted model, not a curated record. The coding region runs from base 150 to 1706 and encodes 518 amino acids. The transcript is spliced from 11 exons. Lineage: Eukaryota; Metazoa; Arthropoda; Insecta; Thysanoptera; Thripidae.